Molecule: messenger RNA, 1968 nt
Organism: Pseudo-nitzschia multistriata
Lineage: Eukaryota; Bacillariophyta; Bacillariophyceae; Bacillariales; Bacillariaceae
Source: the annotation of a GenBank genome assembly
UUUAUUGGUGUUCUGGCAAUCAACAWARMAACAUUUGGUUGGAAACACAUCACGAAGAACCAAGAGUUUAAGACCAAUCGAACAAAAAUAGCAACAGACAAUCCAAAAAUAUGAGAUCUGUCCAACUACUUGCAUCAGCCCUUCUAAUUUCUGCAGCAUCAGCAAGCAGAACCCGUGAUACAACAGUAUCAUCAUCCUCUUCUCUCCGUGGAACAAACAGCAGCGGUGGACGACGCAUUCGAGGAGCACGAGGCCGCAAUACACGCAGMAUCAGCAUCAGCAUCAGUGACCACGAAAGGUUUCUCAAGAGAGAAACCAAGAACGACGAGCUGAGACCCAAAAAGGGAUUCAAUGACAACAUUGCCGAGGCAAGCACUGGUACCGGUGAAGUUCCCAAAAAAACGACCCAAAAGGAAUUGAGAGACCGCAACACUCCAAAGAAGAACACAAAUAAAAAGGUCCUUCCCASUAACGUUGCCGAGGCCAGCACGGAUUCAGGUGCAACUUCAAACAAAGAAAAUCAGAAGAAAUUGAGAGACCGCAAUGCCCCAAAAAAGAAUACSAACAAAAAGACCCUUCCCACGUCACCUCCGGUACCCGCCACGGUCCCAGAGAAAGAGACGAARUCCKUGAUUGASGAAGCAGUUGUUGCUACCCUUCCAGUCGCCACYGGAACUCCCACAACGAGCCCCACCGUGAAGCCACCGACUCUGUUCCCGACGUGGACAUUUACCGUGGCCCCAGCUGCUCCUACACCCGCCCCACCACCAGCCUGUGAGUACUGCAACGGCUGUUUCGACGAAACCGCUUCGGUGACCUUUUCCAAUCUCGGAACCACAGCGACCUGUAUACGCAUCCGUGAAAACAUGGCCAAGCUCAAUCCAGCACAAUGCGAUGGCAGACGAGCAGUUAUCGAGGAAGCCUGCUGCUGCAAUAGCGAUGCGGCCCCAGGUGAAGAAAUCACUGGCCGUGUCGAAAACUCCGAUAGCGGUGUCUUGGAUUACGAUACCGCUUGUUCCUUCUGUGCUGGAAAGGAAUAYAUUGGYCAGAACUACAUUACAUUUGUUACUGAGCCGGAUCAGGUGAGCUGCGCUGGUUUCAAUUCCCUGAUCGAGACCGGAUUCUUCGAUCCAAAUUUUUGCAUCAUCGAAAAAGCCGCCGUCGAGCAACACUGCUGUGGGGCGGACAUAGUAGAUAGUGGCAUCUCCCUGCCCGCACCAGCCGAUCCUUCCUCGGUUACUAUCAUAGUAGCUGGAGAUGACAACGAAACUGAAGUAGMGGUGGAUGAGGAAGAAAUCUUUUAUUUCAUCAGGGACAAUGAAAUUUACGCUGUAAAUCAGGACGGAGAACUCGUCCAGGUGACGCAAACGGAGGACAUUGCUGACGCUGUAGAAGAAGCAACCACAGUGAUGGUCCCUGCUUCCCAACCACCGGYGCCAUCGACCAUCAAGGGGGGGGGCAAGCGGGAAACUGGGACUAUUGGUAGCCCUGAUCGGAACCACAACCGAAUCAACAGUGGACCCUCUGGUCAGGGAUCGGGAUUCGAUUCGAGGUUGGSAGAGGUCGAUGAAACAAGUAUCCAACCAGCUUCGACCACAACAAUAUCAACAGCAUCUUCCAGAGAAGUUGAUCGCCAAUACGACCCCAAUCAGAGUCGGCAGAAGCACAAAAGCAUCCACAACGAAACACCGAUGUUUUCUCGAGACCAGGUUGCAUCAUUCUGAAGGCGAAGAUCAGAGAACAAAUGUCAAAGAAAAAGACAAAAGAUAGAGAAGAAGGGCUCUCAUCGGACAAAAUACACCACCAUUGCCAUUGCCAUUGCCAUCAGCACCACUACUACUACGUUUAUGUAUUAAUCAUCCAGCAUUUAUUUCCACUAUUGUAAACACCUACGGGCAGCAACUCAUCGGCAUUAAGAAAACACGGUUGAAAUUACAAUCAAAGCGUUAAUAAAUWAAUUAACCACCC